AUGGAUGUUCGUCUCCGACCACUGCACACCACCCAUAGCCGUCAGGAAAUCUACAGAAGCGAUGACACCGACGUGUCCUUACUUAUUCUUCCCUACCGUAGCUCUACAAUGCCAGAUAACUUGUCUAUGCGACUAAAAGGUUCCAUGGCUCUUCCAACCAAUGGCUGGCUCAAGCGUAGUCCCAGUGGCCCGACGCCACAAAAUUCGCGACUGCGUUGCUCUCGUCGAAUCGACCAUGAAAAACGCAAGAUUCGACCGGGCUCGAUGGCUCCUGAGGUGAAAUUCAUCGACAAAUGCCUGCCUCCACCGCUGCCACCUAAAAGAACCACUUCCACAUCUCCAGUUGAACCCACAAAAGCGGAGGAGGUGCCGGCUGUGUUGACACCGUUGGGAGACGAGACGAGUGAAGAGGCAUCGCGCGGUGAAGUAGACGUCCACUGCGCCCUGGAGAAGAUAACGCAGCGACUGGACCAGCUGCAGGUUGAGCGAAGUCCCGUUCUCGGACACUAUUCGGUCCUGUAUAGACUAGACGGUGUUGGGGAAAUGCGAUCCGCCCGACCACCAGCCCAGCCUCCCCAACUCCGACCACCUCCCCACAGACCGCAUCGCUAUGCCUACACAAAUCUUGUUGGCUGA
This is a messenger RNA of Mesocestoides corti, 636 nucleotides long. The record is from the annotation of a GenBank genome assembly. Lineage: Eukaryota; Metazoa; Platyhelminthes; Cestoda; Cyclophyllidea; Mesocestoididae.